This is a messenger RNA of Ostrea edulis (European flat oyster), 2077 nucleotides long. RefSeq lists its product as uncharacterized. The transcript has 4 exons. Lineage: Eukaryota; Metazoa; Mollusca; Bivalvia; Ostreida; Ostreidae. The coding region runs from base 136 to 822 and encodes 228 amino acids. The record is from RefSeq and is a predicted model, not a curated record.
UCGAUAAGAAAUAUCAAUACAGGGAAAAUUCCAACAGGGUCCUCUGAUUCGUGUGGCAGGAUUAAAACCAGUCCGGAACAUUAUAUCAUGGCGAUAUUCUUAACCAGAUCAGAAUUCCAUGCACUUUAGAAAGAUAUGCUGGAGGUUUGGGAGUUUGUCCUGAUUUUGGUUGGGGUAGAGGCCCUCGUUGGAAUUGUAGCGGGUGUUGUUAUAUGGAGAAAGCAAAAUACCAAAAAAGCAGAUUGUGAGUUUCAGAGAGAUCUACUGGACGAACUUUCUGAAGAUGCAAUUCUUGACGAUUUGUACGAGGCAGACGAUGUAGAAGUCGGGGUACCGCCACAAAACUACCAACAAAAUGACGCCAUUCAACUAAAGACCUUCCGCCAACUGAGCAAUGUUUCCGACUUCCGGGAAGUGACCUCAGAGGAACCAAGAACUCGGAGAACCAGCAUUCUAAGUGAAGUAGCUUUACCUGACGUUGAUCCGCGCCCCGCGCCGAUGAUAAUUGCUGCCAAUGACAGUGUAUUUUACGGAAAUGAAAACGAUGUGCGCCCUCCGUCCUAUCACACAAGAAUGUCGUACGAUCAUUUUGAUAUUGGCGAAGAAUUGACUCCUGUCAACACACCUAGCCCGACAAGACUUAGAAGAACAUUGGCCAUCACUGAAACACCAACAGGAAGUCUUUCACGACCUAAAAUGGGCGAUCCCACACCAUUUUCUUUUUUCUCGGAGAAGACGGAUAUGUCAACAGUUAACGGAGAAUUAAAGAAGCCAUUGUGGGAUUCAGAUAGUCACACAACACCCGGCGACCCCGGGUACUAGAGAUCCGGUGCAACCAUUUGAUUUGAAUCGAAUGCAGAGAAAAGGUCUUGUUUGGAAAGUGUGUAGAUAAACAGAGCUACAUGUAUAUAACAUAAAUUUACACGUAUUUCAUGUUUCCUGCAGCUGUAUCUUUAUAGAAUAGUAAAUCAGGACAAUUGGGCUUUAGGAAUAAUUCCUGAAAAAAAUUGAGCGUUGUCUCUCCCAAGUGAAAGUACAGAAUUGUGCAUAUCCAACUGGGGGUUGUUAGAAAUCUGUAGUUUCGUCAUUUUUCUUUUUAAAAAAAUACUGAAACACAACUUCAUCUGUAUUAAUAUAUUCAAAAAGUUAACUUAGUAAUCUAUUGACAUCGAACAUUUAGAGUUAUUGUGUAGAGACACUUGAGAACUCCAGUCUACAUAAGUGGUUUUGUUCUUUCGUUUAUGACACAUUGCCUUUGCGUCUAGGAUAUAGUUCCAAAGUACACUGGAUAGGAAACAAGUUCUAAUAACUUUUAAGUUCUCUACCACUUUAAAUGAUCCCCCCGAAGACAACCCACUUGAGAAUGCACCCCAAAGAUUCGGUUUUAAAACUUUCAUUGAAUAACUAACUAUAGAGCAUUGAAAAGGUUCAUACUUGUAAAUACUAAUCUUAGAACGACCUUAAAUAGGUGCUAUUUAUUCCAGGGUCUUCUUUUUAUUCAAACUUGUGCAGUUUGAAAGGAUUGAUCACGCAAUGCUUUUAAAAUCCCAUAUGUCGAAUAUAAAAACUGGAAGUUUUCGAUAAAACUUGAAUUGCUAAUUAGAGAGUGCGUUUUUAUGGCAUUCAGUAUAGCUUAGAUUGUAGAAUGAAUGCAGCUAAUUAAAAUGAGUUAGCUUGUUACACACUUUCGCUAAGAUUCAAUGGUCCUUUGUGUUAUUUUCGACAUAGUGGAAGAAUCAAUGGCAGACCAGAGGUAUCUUUGAAAUCGCCGGGUUUUUUUAUGGAACACAUUUUUAAAAAAAAUAGUUCCAAAACUAAACCACAAGAACUGAUUCCAUUAGACAUUUAUUUCCGGUGGAUUCAACCGCCCCUCUUUUGGUCCAAAUAUUUUAGUUAUGGUAGUGAUUGUCAUCUUGAUAUUGGUGACAUCCAUCUGUAAACAAUUUAUCACUGAACACUUAACAUAAGUUUACUAGUUUUAAAUCCAAAACGUUUCCGUUUGAGUGAAUCUGUUUUCAUCACUUUAUGUGAAUCUGUUGCAAUUACUUCAACUGCUUCAAUAAAAUGCUCCAUGCCA